Molecule: messenger RNA, 2040 nt
Organism: Pleuronectes platessa (European plaice)
Lineage: Eukaryota; Metazoa; Chordata; Actinopteri; Pleuronectiformes; Pleuronectidae
Gene: syn1
Product: synapsin I
Exons: 13
Coding region: 1-2040 (679 amino acids)
Biological process (GO): neurotransmitter secretion
Cellular component (GO): synaptic vesicle membrane; synaptic vesicle
Molecular function (GO): ATP binding
Source: RefSeq, a predicted model, not a curated record
AUGAACUACCUACGCCGUCGACUCUCGGACAGCAAUUUCAUGUCCAACCUGCCCAAUGGCUACAUGAGCGAUCUCCAACGGAACGACCCGCCGCAGCAGAGCCCUGCAGUGUCACCCGGGCCGUCGGAGAGGCGCCAGUCCACCACCGGCACCCCGCAGCCGCAGCCUCAGCAGCUGCAGCCUCAGCAGCCGCAGCAGCCGCAGCAGCAGCAGCAGCAGUCUGCAGGUGCAGGCGCUGGCUUCUUCUCCUCCAUAUCCAACGCUGUCAAGCAGACCACAGCUGCCGCGGCCGCCACCUUAUCCGAGGCGGCGGACCGGGCAGGGGUCUCCAGCAGCGCCAAGAUCCUCCUGGUCAUCGAUGAGCAGCAGACCGACUGGGUGAAGAUCUUCCGAGGAAGAAAGAUCCACGGGGAAUUCGACAUCAAGGUGGAACAGGCUGAAUUCUCUGAAAUCAGCCUGGUGGCGGAUUCUACAGGCAGCUACAAUGUGGACAUCGAUGCAAUCAGGAACGGACAUAAGGUUACUAAGUCCAUCAAGCCAGACUUUGUGCUGAUCAGACAGCACGCCUUCAGCAUGGACAAGAACGGAGACCAUCGUAACAUCGUGAUUGGCCUGCAGUACGCUGGACUGCCUAGUGUUAACUCUUUGCACUCUGUCUACAACUUCUGUGACAAGCCGUGGGUGUUUGCUCAGAUGUCUAGACUGUGUAAGCAACUAGGCCCAGAGGAGUUCCCACUGAUUGAGCAGGUUUACUAUCCAAACCACAAGGAAAUGAUCACCUCCCCUCACUUCCCUGUAGUGGUAAAGAUGGGCCAUGCCCACUCAGGAAUGGGAAAGGUGAAAGUAGACAAUCAAUAUGAUUUUCAAGAUAUUGCCAGUGUGGUGGCACUGACCAAGACUUACGCCACAUCUGAGCCUUUUAUUGAUGCAAAGUAUGACGUCCGCAUCCAGAAGAUUGGAAACCAUUACAAGGCUUACAUGAGAACGUCUAUUUCUGGUAACUGGAAAACCAACACUGGCUCAUCUAUGCUUGAGCAGGUGGCCAUGUCAGACAAGUACAGAAUGUGGGUGGACUCUUGUGCCGACAUCUUCGGAGGGCUGGAUAUCUGUGCUGUGGAGGCUCUACAUGGCAAAGAUGGCAAGGACUACAUUAUAGAGGUUGACGACUGUUCCAUGCCACUGAUUGGGGACCAGCAGGAUGAAGAUCGCGUACAGAUUGCAGAACUGGUGGUCUCUCAGAUGAACCAGACUGUUCCACGCACUUCCAGCUCUUCGACUGUCCGUGCCACUGCAGGCCAACCAGCACAGAAACCAGUGUCUCCUCAGCCUGUUUCUCAGCCAAGAGUACCACAGACUCAGCAGCGCCCCUCACCUCAGGGUGGUCCUCAGCAAAGUCCCCCAUCUCAGCAGCGCCCACAGCCUCAAGGUCAACCACCUGCACAGGCCCAGCAGUCUGUUACUAGCCCUGCUACAGCUGAGCCCGGUGCCCAGGCCAAGGCUCAUCAAGGACCUGUAGCACAGCCGAGGCAACAAGGUCAGGGAGCUCCUCCAGGUCAGAGAGCUUCCUCCGGUCAGGGCUCUCCUCAGCGAAGCCAGGGAGGUUCCCCUCAAACUCAGAGGCAACAGUCUGCCUCCCAGCAGAAACCACCUGCAGGAGGCCCUGGCCAGAAACCUGCAGGUGGCCAACCCCAACAGCAGAGGCCUACCCAGCCUACUAGGCAGCAGUCACAGGGGGGUUCACAGCGGUCUCAAGGUCGCCCUGGAGGGCCGACCACCCAGCAGCCUCGGCCUGCUGCUCCAGGCCAGGGGGCCCCAGGUGGACGACCUCCACUGCAGCAAAAGCCUCAGCCUCCACAGAAACCAAGCCAGGACAACCCGCCUAUGGGCGGCUCUCCACAACUAAACAAAUCCCAGUCUCUUACCAAUACCUUCAACAUUCCAGAAACCCCAGCGCCACGAGCCAGCCUUAGCCAGGACGAGGUGAAGGCCGAAACCAUACGCAACCUGCGCAAAUCCUUUGCCAGUCUCUUUUCAGACUGA